AGUAACCAGCUCAAAGACUUAUCCCACAGUAUUCUCUUUGAAUUGACGUAAUGAGUUUUACCGAUAAAGUGGCGAUAGUGACCGGAGCGAGCUCUGGUCUCGGAGCCGCCGCGGCAUUCGCACUCGCGCGAGAGGGCGCUAAAAUCGCCCUUGUAGCCCGAAACGGUGACAAACUCAACCAGGUCGCUAAGAAAUGCGAAGAGUGUGGAUCUAAACCCCUCAUCAUCGUAGCAGAUAUCAGCAAAGACGAAGAAGCCAAAAACAUCGUUAAAACCACAGUGGAAUCCUUCGGACAGUUAGACAUCCUAAUUAACAACGCUGGAAUAGUCGGAAUUUCUUCUAUGUUAGACGAAGAGAUCAUCAAUUAUUAUGACCUAGUCGUUAAUACAAAUCUACGCGCUACAGUGCAUUUGACGUGCCUUUCCGCUCCUCAUCUGAUUAAGACGAAGGGUAAUGUGAUCAAUGUGUCAAGUGUAGCUGGGAUAAGGGUUCCAGGGAAAAACUACAUGUGUUAUGCCGUGUCGAAAGCUGGAGUGGAUCAUUUCACCCGCUGUGCUGCUUUGGACUUGGCUCAGUAUGGUGUGAGGGUGAACAGCAUCAAUCCAGGUCCGGUGAAUACUGACAUCGUGGUGAACGCGGGUGCGCCAAACCCUGAUAAAAUCUGGGAGACGUUCAAAUCCAAUACAGCCUUGAAGAAGAUAUCAGAGCCUGAGGAGGUAGCUGAUUUGAUUCUGUUUAUAGCCAGCGAUAGAGCGAGAAGUAUUACCGGCUCUUCUGUUGUAACUGACAAUGGUUUGCUCGUGGCUAUGUAG
Molecule: messenger RNA, 812 nt
Organism: Cydia amplana
Lineage: Eukaryota; Metazoa; Arthropoda; Insecta; Lepidoptera; Tortricidae
Product: 3-oxoacyl-[acyl-carrier-protein] reductase FabG-like
Exons: 1
Coding region: 51-812 (253 amino acids)
Molecular function (GO): oxidoreductase activity
Source: RefSeq, a predicted model, not a curated record